Ectocarpus siliculosus is the source of this 480-nucleotide messenger RNA. The record is from the annotation of a GenBank genome assembly. NCBI's taxonomy places the organism in Eukaryota, Phaeophyceae, Ectocarpales, Ectocarpaceae.
AUGUCAUUCUGCUGCCAGUACAAAGUGGUGACGAUGCCCGAACAGGACACCGUACUCCCCACGGAGAACGGGGAUACGUUAGAGCUGAGGCACAACACGUACAGCUUUUCUUCCGCCGAUGCUGCUCUCCGCACUGAGCACCUAGGAUACGGAGAUAUCUCCACGGACCCCGAGAUAUGCCCACCGAUCAAGCAUCUUUCUGGACAAAAGACAAAGGAGUUCACCCGCGAAGGAGUUCACGAGAGGCUCCUUCAGUGCAUGCUGCGUGUUGAGAUGAUCGGGUGCGUAGCGCACUUUCUCCACGACGUCGUGGGCGCCGACGACGCCUUCUGCAGCUGGAAAGAUGAGGGCGAGGAGGAACGCCGGUCACUGUUGCGAGCCACGUCGGCGGAGGAGGGCCAGGACAAGCGCAACGCCGGGACUUCCCCCCGGGGCAAAGGCCAGUCUCUGGUCGUGCACAUAAAGCGAGGCAACGGCUGA